This is a messenger RNA of Danaus chrysippus (African queen), 339 nucleotides long. The record is from the annotation of a GenBank genome assembly. NCBI's taxonomy places the organism in Eukaryota, Metazoa, Arthropoda, Insecta, Lepidoptera, Nymphalidae.
AUGGAGGACGCUUUUAAGAAACUUGAGAGAGAAAAUCAGAACUCGGUCGACAACUUGGUGAAAUGGAUGAAAGAUUCAAAAAUAGUUGACGGUACAAAGGUCACGGAAGAAAAGGCGAGGCAACUCUUUGAUGAUGUUAAAGACGCUUCCAACGUGGAGCUGGCCAAAUUUCAAGAAGCCAUUGGAAAACUGGCGAGCGAACAGAAGAAAUCUAUUGAAGAUUUCUCAAAAACUCUAGCAGCAGAGGCACCCAAGUUUCUAGAAGCAGCAAUGGCUGCAGCAACCGCUGCCGCUGCGGCAGCCGCCAGCACAUUCAAGGAAGCUUUGAGCAAAAAAUAA